Sungouiella intermedia is the source of this 246-nucleotide messenger RNA. Lineage: Eukaryota; Fungi; Ascomycota; Pichiomycetes; Serinales; Metschnikowiaceae. The record is from the annotation of a GenBank genome assembly.
AUGAAGCUUCUGUUCUCGUUGGGAGGUACCAAAAAGGCCGAUGACUCUAGUAUACUGGCUACUGUUGUUCUCGAAGAGUUCGUUCACGAUCAAGACGAGGACGAGUACGUCUUUGAAGUCACUUCGGACCAUGCUAGUGAAGUGAAGAAGCUUGUCAUCCCUUCGCUUCGUACUCAACUCAUGAAGUUUCAGAAUGACUUGAUCAGUGCUCACGAGAAGGACAUUCAACAUUCCUCUGGUCAUUAA